CGUUGCCGGAUGGCUGGCAGUUGUUAGGCUGAAGUAGUGAUAAAUUCGCCACCAGGUUUUCUUUCUUUCUUUAUUUCUUUCUUUCUUGUUCCCUGGCGAGGAUCUCCAGGAGAUGGCGGCUCUGCACCGGCACAAGGCCCUUUACAAGGGGACCACCCCGCCUUGGAAGGACGCGUACCGAAAGCGCUGUGUGGACCGGCUGAGGAGCAGCCGCUCCCGCUUGCUGGACAAGUACCGGGAGCUGGGGGAGGGCGCGAGGCGCCGCGGCCCCGGGGAGUCCAUCCUGGUGCAGGAGGUGAUGGAGGAGGAAUGGGAGGCGUUGCGGUCGGAGGACCGAGGGCUGGAUUCCCUGUGGGGGCCCAACGGCAUGCGAGAGAUGUUCAGUGCCAUGAAGGAGGAGUAUGAUGAGCUGGGGGUGCUUGAAGAAAUUCAACAGGAGCUCAUGUCUCAAGAGUUGUCCAUCAUCGACGAGUACGAGAGGAACCUGCUGUUUGAGGAGCAGUACAUAUCGUCCAUCGUUGAGCAGAUGGAGGAGGACGACAUGCAAAUUAUCUGCCCCAUAUGUCGCAUGAACAACCUGAACGUCAGCUGCCAUUUCAUAUCCUGCCCCUGUGGACUGUACAUCAACACAAGGCAACAGGGCAUCACCGCAGAGGUUCUGCGGGGUCUCCUGGAGUCCAGGGUCGCGGAGCACAUGGAGGACUGUCUCCAAAACCCCAUCUUCUCCAUAGCGGCCAAUCCAGACGGCUCACCCAACCUGAUGAUCAGCUGCAAGGUGUGCGACUACCUGUCCGUCAUCCUGUGAGAGCCGGGCGCUGCCGCUGGUGUCCGAGGUGCCUUGUAUUAUGUGUAUUUUGGUUGUAAAUAAAGUUACAGUUUUCC
Molecule: messenger RNA, 882 nt
Organism: Lampris incognitus (smalleye Pacific opah)
Lineage: Eukaryota; Metazoa; Chordata; Actinopteri; Lampriformes; Lampridae
Gene: rpain
Product: RPA interacting protein
Exons: 7
Coding region: 113-805 (230 amino acids)
Biological process (GO): protein import into nucleus
Cellular component (GO): nucleus; PML body
Source: RefSeq, a predicted model, not a curated record